Molecule: messenger RNA, 1069 nt
Organism: Vollenhovia emeryi
Lineage: Eukaryota; Metazoa; Arthropoda; Insecta; Hymenoptera; Formicidae
Exons: 1
Biological process (GO): DNA integration
Molecular function (GO): nucleic acid binding
Source: RefSeq, a predicted model, not a curated record
AUGCGCAAGGAACACUUGCGCCUAUUGCAUUGUCCACCUGAGCAGCUUCUUAGUGCGGUGAGACAACGUUAUUGGCCCUUAAGCGGUCGAAGAGAGGCACGCAAGAUAGUGAGAAGCUGCGUGAGCUGCUUUCGGUUUCGACCGACAGUUCCGGAAUUGAAGAUGGGAGAUCUGCCCAAGCAGAGAGUGACCGGUCUCGGCAGACCAUUCAGAAGUACCGGUGUUGAUUACGCGGGCCCUCUACAGCUCCGUGAGAGUCGACGUCGGGGGAGAAUCCACAUUUCAAAAGGCUACAUAGCGAUAUUUACCUGCCUGAGCACUAAGGCGGUUCAUAUCGAGCUUGUCUCAGAUCUGACAACGGAGGCAUAUUUAGCGGCUUUAAACCGUUUCACAGCCCGUCGCGGGAUUUGUUCGAAGAUAUUCUCAGAUAAUGGGACGAACUUCGUGGGAGCGGCUCGAGAAUUGAAGGAGGUGUACACGUUCUUGGAGAGGAAGAGCUCAGAAAUAGAAGACAACCUGGCUCGUCGGCGAAUAAAGUGGAGCUUCAUUCCUCCACACGCCCCGCAUUUCGGGGGCAUUUGGGAGGCGGCGGUGAAAGUCGCCAAACGACGUUUGUACACGGUGACCAAAGGAAGGGUGCUUACGUUCGAGGAAUGCAGUACCUUACUAUCCCAGAUUGAGGCUAUAAUGAAUUCGAGGCCCCUCAUGCCGUUAUCUAGCGAUCCAAACGACUUGUCGGCCUUGACACCCGCGCAUUUUUUGAUAGGCGAUUCUCUUAUACAGCCUGCUCAACAUGAUUUUACUGAGAUUUCAGAGAAUCGUCUCACCCAUUGGCAGAAUCGGCAGCGAUUGCUUCAGCAGUUCUGGAUCCGCUUUCACAAGGAGUACCUGAACGAGUUGCAGCCAAGGACAAAGUGGACGGCUUCAGGAGACAACAUCGAGUUGAAUACAGUGGUUCUGAUAAAGGAAGACCACACCCCACCAUUACAAUGGGCUCUGGGAAGAAUCACAGCCUUGCAUCCUGGACAAGACGGCGUGGUGAGAGUAGUAACCGUCAAGACACAGAGCG